GGUGAAAACGGUUAUUUUGGACAAUUUACCGAAAUAAUCCUUAGGGCCUUGGGAUUCUUCGUUCUUCACCCCUUUCUCUUUUUCUCAGUUUCUCCUCUCUCCUAUCGACCUCCACCCAGGUUUUUUUCUUCUCCAUCGUUCCUUGUAGCGCCACACACCGCCACUUCAACCUCACUCCUAACUUUCAUUAAUUAAUUUCUUUUUCCCUCAACCUCCACCAUUGCUAUUUACGGUCGUGGGCGCAUCUUUUCAUCGAUUUUCUUUUUCAUUCACUCUCUUCUGCAACCUCACGUCGCAAGCUGCCCUUUCCACAAAUUCUUUCCCAAUAUAUUUCUAUGAUUUUGUGCUGCUAACUCCGCCUUGUCUCUCGUUUUCUGCCCUCGCCGGAGAAUCGACGAAUAACCUGCUUAUCGUCCUACCCUUGUUAUCCUCCACCGCCGUGGCCUUGCAGGAAACAGCUGCACGCGGUUUGUUUCUUGGUCGAUUUUUGUGAAGACUGAAUCCGAGCAUGACUGUGGAGGUUUCUCAGCCAAAUGGAGUUGUCUCGAAUGGUGACUUGGACCUCAAUUCUAACCCUAAAUCUGGCGCCGUCAAGAAGUCACGAGAAAGUGAACGACGUCGUCGUCGACGAAAGCAGAAGAAAAACCAGAAGGCCUCUAAGGUGAAGGAGGCUGCUGGUGGAGACGAUAGUGACGCUUCCGGCGACGACACGAAGGAGAACGAUGAUCCACUGCAGGUUGUUGAGAAAGUAGAAAUUGAAUAUGUACCUGAGAAGGCUGAACUAGAUGAUAGCUUGGAUGAAGAUUUUAGAAAAGUUUUUGAGAAAUUCACUUUUAGUGAGGUUGCUGGUGCUGAGGAGAAUGAAAAUAAAGAUGAGUCUGCCCAAAAUGCAACGUCUAAGAAGUCAGACUCAGAUUCUGAUGAUGAAGAACUUGAUAACCAACAAAAGGAAAAAGGGUUGUCAAACAAGAAAAAGAAGCUGCAACGACGUAUGAAAAUUGCGGAGUUGAAGCAGAUUUGUUCGAGACCAGAUGUUGUUGAGAUCUGGGAUGCAACUGCUGCUGAUCCCAAGUUACUUGUUUAUCUAAAAUCUUAUCGAAAUACAGUUCCUGUGCCAAGGCAUUGGUGUCAGAAAAGGAAAUUUUUACAGGGGAAGCGUGGUAUCGAGAAGCAACCAUUCCAACUUCCAGAUUUUAUUGCAGCAACAGGAAUUGAGAAAAUUCGACAGGCAUACAUAGAAAAAGAGGAUAGUAAAAAAUUGAAGCAAAAGCAAAGAGAACGAAUGCAGCCAAAGAUGGGAAAGAUGGAUAUUGAUUAUCAGGUUCUUCAUGAUGCAUUUUUCAAGUACCAAACGAAGCCAAAGCUGACAACUCUUGGAGAUCUGUACUACGAAGGGAAAGAAUUCGAGGUUAAGUUGAGGGAGAUGAAACCAGGCAUGCUGUCACAAGAACUGAAAGAAGCGCUUGGUAUGCCAGAAGGCGCUCCUCCUCCAUGGCUCAUCAACAUGCAGAGAUAUGGUCCUCCACCAUCCUAUCCAGAUCUCAAGAUUCCAGGACUCAAUGCUCCCAUUCCACCUGGAGCUAGCUUUGGUUACCAUCCUGGUGGCUGGGGCAAGCCUCCUGUGGAUGAAUACGGCCGUCCAUUGUAUGGAGAUGUGUUCGGUGUUCAGCAACAGGAGCAAGCUAACUACGAGGAGGAACCUGUUGAUAAGACCAAGCAUUGGGGUGAUUUGGAGGAGGAGGAAGAGGAAGAGGUGGAGGAAGAAGAUGAGGAGGAACUUGAAGAAGAAGAAAUGGAAGAUGGCAUUGAAUCUGUGGAUAGUCAAUCAAGCACUCCCACUGGUGUGGAGACACCCGAUGUUAUUGACCUUCGGAAACAACAGAGGAAGGAACCAGACAGGCCCCUUUACCAAGUCCUUGAAGAAAAGGAAGAAAGAGUUGCUCCUGGGACUUUGCUUGGAACUACUCAUACCUAUGUUAUUAGUGGUGGUACUCAAGAUAAGACAGGAGCUAAAAGGGUUGAUUUGCUUAGAGGUCAAAAGUCUGAUAAGGUGGAUGUUACUUUACGACCUGAAGAAUUGGAAGCUAUGGAAAACGUUCUACCUGCGAAGUAUGAGGAAGCUAGGGAAGAGGAGAAGUUACGGAGUCAGAGGGAGGACUUCAGCGACAUGGUUGCCGAGAAUGAGAAGAAAAGAAAACGUAAGAUGCAAGAGAAGGAAGGGAAGUCUAAGAAGAAGGAUUUCAAGUUCUAGACAAUCUUUUGUUAUGAUAAUCAAAAACCACUCUUCUCUAUCGAAUUCUGACUGCCAUGCCCAUCGUGAUUUUACUUGAAGAAGCUGCUUUUGCUUUUGGUGGAGAUGUUCUAAUCUUGUGUAGUAUCAAAGUAUGUGCAAUCCUAUAUAAACUUCAGGAUUGUGUAGUUCUUUCUAAAACCAGAUCCUCUUUGUAGGAUAAUCUACAUUGUAGUUAGUUUGCCUACGACUUUACUACGUGAUGUAGUUUGCCAUAUUUAGUAGGUACUGUAUUCACUCUUUUCAAUUCCCGAGCUUAGAAUUGGCUGCUGUGGUGUGACCGACUUAUUUGAACAGUAGGUGCGGUGGAAGAAGAGAUGGGUCUUCCACAAUGAGUUUAUGCUGUUUUGUCAUGGCCACUCUGCCUGUUGUACUUUAAACACCAAUCAACUACAUGAAAAAGCAUAAAAUGGUGUUGGUGCUGA
Cucumis melo (muskmelon) is the source of this 2715-nucleotide messenger RNA. RefSeq lists its product as uncharacterized. Lineage: Eukaryota; Viridiplantae; Streptophyta; Magnoliopsida; Cucurbitales; Cucurbitaceae. Gene Ontology annotation, cellular component: nucleus; U2 snRNP; precatalytic spliceosome. Gene Ontology annotation, biological process: mRNA splicing, via spliceosome. The record is from RefSeq and is a predicted model, not a curated record. The coding region runs from base 509 to 2251 and encodes 580 amino acids. The transcript is spliced from 19 exons.